GGUGUGAAAUAAUGGAAUUUAAUAACGGGAAUUCAUCAGUAGCAAGUACUUCGUCUCUUCAAAUUCAAAAUGAAAUUGGAAGUGGAGACGCAAAGUUUGGUGAAAAUUCUGAAAUUACAAAUCGUUGUUAUUCUUCAUCAGAAAAUGUUGCAAGCAGUAGUUUUGGCGAUAUUUAUGGAAAUACUUCUACAAAUUCUGAUGAAAAAGAUUCUUUAUUACAAACAACAAAAUUAUUUUUGGGGGGAGAAUGGAUUGAAAUACCUAAUGCACUUAUUAAUGAUGAGUUUACUUUUCGUUCUGCAAUUAAUAAAGAAUCAUUUCAAUCACUUUCACAGGCAGCAAAAAAUCAUUUAAAUCGUUAUUUGCCUGAAUCUGAUGGAGCUUGUUUAGAUGAAGUAUUGUCAUCUACAUUCUCAACUGACAAAAAUUUCUUUUUUGGGAAUCCGAUGGAGAAAUUCUUCAAAAAGAUUAGCGAUGGUUAUUUUAGUUCUUUUGAUCAAGUCCAAUUAAGAGAUCACAAACGGGUUCUCUAUGACCAUUAUAUUCGCCAUUAUCAUAUGAAUUUACUCAAAAAUUUGCUAGUUAGUCGGCAUGCACUUCUCGAAACUACCUCCAAACAGAAAGCAAGUCUUGCCGAGCAUUCCCGAGAUUCUCUUACUUCGGUUUCUUCCUCAAUUAAACAUUUACUUGGAGAAUUAAAACCACAAUCUUCCAAUACUAAAUUAAAAACAAAUAAAUUAAAUUAUUCUAAACGUCGAUUAGCUAAACAUUCAAAUGUCAAACGACGUGCAAAAAUACGAGCGAGAUUAAUGAUUGAUGAUUGUCGUGUCAGAUCAGGCCAAAAUCCCGGUCUGUCUUCUGACGAAUCUGGGCAAGAAGAAUGUUCUAUUCAACCACUUCCUCAAAAUUCUCGAAGUACAAUGUUUACAGAAAAAUUCCCUGUUGAUUUGGAUUUAUACCAGCCAAUAAAAUUGCGUGAUGUUGCUGAUCUUUAUCGAGAAUAUCGCUAUUUGCGCGAAGUUGAACCCGAUUGCCCAAGUCUUGAUAUUAGUGACAUAACUCUUGAAGAAGUUUAUGAACGAACUGGUAUUUCGUUCCAAACAGAACGUAACUUCUUUAAAUUAGCCGAACAAAAUUUUGCACAAUUUACUAAACAAAAAUAUCCUCAAAAGCAACAAACACAAGAACAACAACAACAUUUCUGUAAUGGUGGAAGUAUUACUACUCAAAAUGAAGUUAAACUUGAAGUAGCUUCUCCUUUAAAUUAG
Messenger RNA from Meloidogyne enterolobii, 1268 nucleotides. The record is from the annotation of a GenBank genome assembly. Lineage: Eukaryota; Metazoa; Nematoda; Chromadorea; Rhabditida; Meloidogynidae.